Drosophila virilis is the source of this 538-nucleotide messenger RNA. RefSeq lists its product as uncharacterized. The record is from RefSeq and is a predicted model, not a curated record. Lineage: Eukaryota; Metazoa; Arthropoda; Insecta; Diptera; Drosophilidae.
UGAAGUGAAAUGUGUUCCAACAGAAGAAAUGCACAAAUUGGCAUUGGACUUUCAGUCAUGGGCAUGUCCCUGCUUUCGAUUCCCUUUUUUAUUUCCGAUCAAAGGGGUCUGCUGAAAAUUGUGCUAUCUGUUCAGCUGACUGCAACUGUGGCCCUGAUCUAUGGCGUACUGCGGGCACAUGCGCAGCAUAAGGCAAAGUUCUUGCUCUUCUGGCUGGGAAUUUCGAGUGCAUUUUUUACUGCAUUGCUCUAUGCGAACCUGUUUAAAUUUUUGGAUCAUGGGUGGAACUAUUUCUUCUAUUACAUUGACAACUAUCUAUGUCUGUUGCCUGCCGCUGGCGUUGCGUACAUGAUGCAUAUCAUAUAUAAGGACUACGUAGAGCUGACAUUGGGUGCGGUAACAGAGCUCAAACAGCCGCCGCCAUAUGAUGGCAGCGCUGACAAAAUUGACAUCUCAGUAAAAACCGAAUCAACAAGAUGUUACUAGCUUCCAGCGUAUCAACUCGAAAUAAAGUGCGAUUAUGCGAGAAUUCAGUUAA